Nasonia vitripennis (jewel wasp) is the source of this 3804-nucleotide messenger RNA. It is a transcript of the gene brun, whose product is annotated as protein brunelleschi. Lineage: Eukaryota; Metazoa; Arthropoda; Insecta; Hymenoptera; Pteromalidae. Gene Ontology annotation, cellular component: trans-Golgi network. The record is from RefSeq and is a predicted model, not a curated record. The transcript has 13 exons. Bases 161 to 3724 code for a protein of 1187 amino acids.
GGGGCGUUUUAAAAAAAUAUGGCUGUCAACGUUUGUUUACCGCUCGUCAGCUCAGUUCGUUCGGUUAAUUUGUUAUUCGACCUGUUGACGGAAACUACAGCCGCCAGUGAUUCGUUGAAAUAAAUGAAAAUUCGUCCAGAUGAUCUGGAGCAGAGAAUAAAUGCGCUCAGCACUAAGUGUCAUAUUGUCGAGUCCAGUGCCCGACAAUAAAAUGUCUCAUCCUGACUAUGAGCAGACGGCUCAUGAUCAUGCAACUAUUUUAGUAUUGCUAAAGCCCAUUGGCACACAGAUCAAGCAAAAAACAGUUGCCCGUAUUUGCGAGAGAAUUGUUAAGUAUGGCAGCAGGUUUACAGUUAUUGAUUCAGCUAAUAACACUCGUGAUAUACUCGCUAGAUUUGUGAAGGAACAUCCUGUGGAGAACAAUGAUUGGGGAGAUUUUCAAACUCAUAGGCGAUUAUUAGGUCUCAUUACGUUUGGUAAAUAUGAAAAUCAGACAGAAUUGAAUGAAAUUUGCAGAUUACAUGAAACACUUAAAGUAAAAUACACUCAAACUCUGUAUGAUUCAAGAGCUAUUUUCUUUGGACCAGUACCAUCUGAUAACUUUAAUGAGCCUCCAAAAGGUUUUACUACACCGCACAAUUUUAAAACUCGAGGUGUUUUUUAUAGUGAUGAAACAUGUCCAGACUUGGAAUCUCAAAUGGGAGAAUGUUUUAAUUCACUUUUCUGGAUAUUAGAGUCAAAAAGACUCGAGCGCUCAAGAGAAAAAAUUGAUAAGGUUGCACUGCUUCAGGCUCCAUUUGAAAAGAAAGAUUUCAUUGGUUUAGAUCUGGAGUCAAGAAACAAUCGCAAAAGAUGUGUGGGACGUGCAACAAAACACUUGGGUGAUCUAUGCCUUCAAGCAGGUUUACCUGGCGAUGCUCUGAACAAUUAUAAUUCAGCAGCAGGUACUCUGCAAGCAGUGAAUGACUGGCUAUGGCUUGGAGCAGCGUAUGAAGGACUGUGUGCUGUAUCUGCCUUGAUUUUGUACCCCAACAUGUGCAGAAGUCUUCCUUUGCAAAGAAAUUCAUCAUUGCAAGAGGGCAGUCCUGGAAAACAAAGACGAGGAUCACAAGUAGCCAAUGCGCUUCCAACACCACCAACAAUAGAAGCUAUAAAGAUAAACAUGCCACAUAUUCUUCCACCCGAGGAAAUAUGUAAAAAAUAUCGCGAGGCGAUAGUCCACUACAGCAAAUAUCAAAACGCUGGUAUUAUAGAGACUGAGGCAAGCUUUAAAGCUACAAGAAUUUCCAUAGAACAAAACUGCACUUUACAAGCAGCGUCUUUUCUAAGCAAUGUAUUGUUUAAUAAUAUGACUAUGCCAGAACAGGAGAAGAUAGACCGUUUCACAACAUUAUCUGAACUAUACACUUCGUUUGGAUAUACAAGAAAAGCGUCAUUUUGUUUAAGACAUGCAGCAUCUCGACAUGUUUCGCAAAAAAAUCCGAAUCCUGAUUGGCAACAGUGCUAUAAUUUAUUACUGCAAGCCACAUCAGGCUUUAAACUAUCUCUUGACCCAGUAGAAAUGAUAUAUGAUAAUAGAAAGGGUUGGCCAUCUAUUCAAAUCCAACUGAUUAACGAACUCGUGGCGGCGGCAAAUCGCAUGGGCAAUCCAGCUUUAGCCACGCGACACCUUACAUUCCUUCUACAAACUAUGUACAAUUACCUCGCACCUACUGAGAGGAAAGAAGCCGCUCGUCAGUUGCAAGCGGUUUCCCAACAAUCGGAAGGUGCACCUGUUCCACUCGUACUGGAUUCUGGGACAGUCAUUCCACCUGCGAAUCUCACGAAUAUCCCUCGUACGAAAACCUUUACUCUGAAGAACCUUCAGCCACAUCUGCAGCCUCAAAAAAUUGAACGUGUGAAAGAAGAUCACGGCCCUUUUCUAUUCACACCUAUCAAUUUCGGCUCUCUCGAGCGAAAAGCAACUUCGAAAAGCAAGGUUGACUACCUUUGGGUCGACGGUGACAUCUGCGAAGUCUCGAUGCAGCUGGUGAAUCCUUUGCCAUUUGAACUUCAUGUCUCGAAUAUGCGGCUCCUCACCAACGGGGUCGUCUUUGAGUCCAUUCCUGAGAGCAUCAGUCUACCCGCAGAGUCUGGUAGCAUCGCGGUCACGUUAGCUGGAACUCCUAGAGAAGUUGGAGAUCUAGAGAUAUUAGGUUUUAGUACACAUACAUUAGGGGUGAAGUCGAACUGCAGGCUGAGGCAUAUGGAUGCGAUGUCGCACCCCGCGUAUACGGUCGAAGUCGUGCCUGCUUUGCCUAGGAUUAAUGUGGAAACAAGUCUGCCAAGGACGGCUAGCUUUAGUUCGGGCGAGAAUAUCGUAACCAGUGCCAGUGUAUCUUUGUAUGGUGGUGAAAGCGCUGAAUGUACGAUUACGAUAACUAAUGUGAGUCAAGUGCCUAUUGAGAUGGUAGAGAUCUCUGUACAAUCGACUCUCGAUAAUUUGACAGAAGGCAAAGUUUUCAAAUGGAGCGAUGAAAAUUUGCGGACACAGUUGCCCUUACAGCCCCAAGCUAGCGCCAGUAUUACUCUGUACAUGUAUGCAGCAAUGGAUUUUGUUGUUCCACAAUCAGACCACGAUGUCACAAACAAUUAUCACAGUCAACCAAAUAGUUUAAUGUCUCACUCAGGACCAAGCUCUCUACCCUCACGAUUAAGUUCUCCAUCACACCACACCAAGAGACAUACUGAAUUGACAUCGUCGUUCCGCUCGGGUACGAGUUCUAAUUCAUCGAAUUCUCUAGGAAGUACAAGAUUGUCUAAGCUUGCUGUACCACUGCACGCUUCGAAUAUAGUUGAAGGACAGCUGAAAAUUAAAUAUUCCGGUAGUGCUGGUUUGGCUGCAGGUUACUGCCGAGUUUCGUCUGUAUUUACUACGAUAGAAAUGUUACCGAGUGUGCAAGUUACGAGUUGGGACGUUUUACCAGCUGAAACGCCGGCGCAAUUCUAUCUCGUUCUUGAUGUCACAAACAUGACAAAUCAUGAAAUGGAACUACACUACACGCAAAGUAAAUGCAUUUACAUGGAAGGCCGAGAAUCGUGCAGGAUACCUAUCCCCGUCGAUAGAUGUCCACUAAAUAAAUUGUCUAUUAUAAAUGGACAAGGUAAUAACGAAGAUUUACAAAAAAUAUGUUCAGAACACAUAGCGUCGUUAGCGGAAUUGAAGUGGCAGUUAUUAGGUACUGAAUCGAAAGGUCGAGCCACUUUAUCUGGAUUGACUUUAACACAAGAUAUGCUGGAUCUUGUGCGAAUGAGCCCGUUGCAAUGGGAAGUCACAAUCAAUGACACAAUUUUCAAAGCGCAAGAAGAAGUUACAUGUAAUUUGGGAGAAUGUGUUAGUGUCGGAGUCGGUGUAUCAAACGCGUUGGAGAAUCCACUGCGAAAUCUAACGUUGUCGAUAAAUCUUUAUCAAGAUCAUCAUAAUGGAGUCAACAAUUAUCGGCUCGAUACCAGAGUUUCAAUAGCUGGGGCGAACAAAGUUAUGCUUCCGACUUUGCAGGAAUCUGGGCGUGCGUAUCACGAAUGUCGCGUGGUUUUUCUUACUGCUGGUCAGUAUAAAAUUGAUAUUCAAUGCAGUAGUCGCGAGUCGACAGUUGAUACUUCAACAAUUUGUUCUGAACUUGUUAAUGCCGGACACACAUGGCGCUAUAUACCACCUAUCGAAAUUAGAGUGGAGGAUUGUUGAAAUUAAAGUUAUUGUUUAUUUGUAUUCGUAUUUAUUUAUUGGAAUUAAGAAAUAAAUUAUUAUAUAUUUUCUUCAGAUUA